This is a messenger RNA of Phytophthora sojae, 426 nucleotides long. RefSeq lists its product as hypothetical. The coding region runs from base 1 to 426 and encodes 141 amino acids. NCBI's taxonomy places the organism in Eukaryota, Oomycota, Peronosporomycetes, Peronosporales, Peronosporaceae. The transcript has 3 exons. The record is from RefSeq and is a predicted model, not a curated record.
AUGCCCCCACAAAAAAAGCAAUCCGCUCAGAAGAAGAGGAAGAUAUCGCCUCCUUCCCUUCCUUCGAAUUCCGUUUCACCGGCCAAAAAACGUCGCCAACACCUGGAUGAACUGACCGAGCGCGAGAUCGGCACCAACAAAGGUCUAAAAGAGUACAUCGAGAGCGGCAUGCCUAAAAACGAGAAGAUCACUUUCUUCGCUCGUUUCCUGUGGAAGUCGCACCAUAUCUACCACGACGUCUACGACGCCGACAAAGCAAGCGUCGAUCACGACCUUGCCACCGUCAGCAUCUGGGGCGAUUGGGACGGAACUACCAACUGCCCCGAGCCAGGAGACAUCGUGAAGUUCAUUCGCUUUUCCGGACUCCAAAUGUAUCAGGGAGAUUGCCUGCAAUUCUCCACCAAGCCGGAAGACAUGGAGUUCUAA